AACAUAACCUAAUGAUAGGCUGAGGAACACUGCGCCAUCCUCUGCUUGAUGUAGUUAGUCUUUUUGUGUUUCUGUCUGUGUUGUAAAUAGUCCCUCUGAGGUGAGAGUCUCUUCACAUAGAGCUCGUGAUGAAAGCUCUCGGUGUGCGCUCCGCGUUUUACGUGGGCUUUGUGGUAGGCACGUGCACCCUGUACGUGCUCCUGCGUCAGGUUGGAUUCACACGGGACUUGGGGUCUGGUGAGGCCCACGAGAAAAGUCUGCUGGAGAUGGUUGAAGAAGAAAACAAGAACUGGAAGAAGGAGAGGUCGGCUCUCUUCAACCUCAAUCAUCCUCACCAUGCAGGUGAGGAUGGCACACUGGCUGACACUCUCUAUAAGCAUGUACGCAUUUUGUGUUGGGUCAUGACCGGCCCUAAUAACCUUGAGAAGAAAGCUCGGCAUGUGAAAGCCACAUGGAGUCGCCACUGCAACAUUGUGGUCUUCAUAAGCUCUGUGGACGACCCUGAUUUUCCCACGGUCGGCUUAAACACCAAGGAAGGUCGGGAUCAGCUGUACUGGAAAACCAUUCGUGCUUUCCACUAUGUCAUGGACAAGCACGGGGACGAGGCAGACUGGUUUCUCAAAGCGGAUGACGACACUUACGUGAUCGUCGACAACCUGCGCUGGAUUCUGGCCAGCCACUCUCCAGAGGACCCGGUGUAUUUUGGCAGACGGUUUAAGCCAUACGUAAAACAGGGCUACAUGAGUGGUGGCGCAGGUUAUGUGCUAAGCAAAGAGGCCCUGAGGAGGUUUGUGGAAGGCUUUCGUACCAAAGUGUGCACUCACACUAGCUCAGUGGAGGACCUAGCUCUAGGUCAGUGUAUGGAGAAGGUAGGCGUUGUGGCAGGAGACUCCAGAGACACCUUACAAAGAGAGACAUUCCAUCCUUUCGUACCAGAGUCCCAUCUCACUGGCACAGUUUCUAAGACCUUCUGGUAUUGGAACUACUGUUAUUACCCCAUUGUGCAGGGCCCACAGUGUUGCUCAGACCUGGCCGUUUCUUUCCACUAUGUGGAUCCGUCACACAUGUACCUGCUGGAAUACUACACUUACCACUUGCGUGCCUUUGGCUACAAAUACCGCUAUCAGCCCCCUGAACCCAAUGUCAUACAAGACUUUAAUGCCCCAGACAAAGUGGAAACCGGAGACAUAGAGGAAAAGCUGGGGGUAGAUCAACAGGAAGGAGAAAAGAAAUCCCCCGAACUUAAUGAAAAGUUAUAGUAGCUUUUUGCAUAGGAAUUUUU
Messenger RNA from Sinocyclocheilus grahami, 1282 nucleotides. Its product is annotated as glycoprotein-N-acetylgalactosamine 3-beta-galactosyltransferase 1-B. Gene Ontology annotation, cellular component: membrane. The record is from RefSeq and is a predicted model, not a curated record. Gene Ontology annotation, molecular function: N-acetylgalactosaminide beta-1,3-galactosyltransferase activity. Lineage: Eukaryota; Metazoa; Chordata; Actinopteri; Cypriniformes; Cyprinidae. The transcript is spliced from 3 exons. The coding region runs from base 129 to 1259 and encodes 376 amino acids.